Aspergillus eucalypticola CBS 122712 is the source of this 1212-nucleotide messenger RNA. RefSeq names its product cupin domain-containing protein. The transcript has 2 exons. NCBI's taxonomy places the organism in Eukaryota, Fungi, Ascomycota, Eurotiomycetes, Eurotiales, Aspergillaceae. The coding region runs from base 423 to 1100 and encodes 225 amino acids. The record is from RefSeq and is a predicted model, not a curated record.
AUCAUUGCAGAGGUGAUGUGCUCAGCUGAAAUGCACGUUGUCGUUGGCGUGACAGAUCGAGCGCAAACGGAAACCCGAUGAUUGGACACCUUACGAUGUAACCCCUCCUCCUUGCAUACCGAGUUUAAACACCAUACAGCUCCAAUCAAGAGUCCAAUUCCGCCCCGUGGAACUUAAACCCAAAGCCUAUUUACCUGCACGUCCAACCCGAACGAGCCCAGCGUUUAUGAUACGUCUACCCAUCACCACCGAAUCUAGUAAGUGUACAUACUUUAAUCCAUAUAAACAUACUCACGUCCCUCUAACUUACUGCACGCAAUGCUGUGAAUAUCCUUCAAGUCAAUUCACCCAAAUACCCACCACUGGCUAUAGCUUAAUCUCCGCAAUCAAUAAAAACCUGCACCUUGCGCUAUAAAAAAACCAUGUCAAACCCGCCAAGAAGAAGAACCGACACCAUCAACAAAUUCACCUUCACCCGCCCCGGCGACGUCGUUUACGAAUUCCCCAAAUAUACCUCCGCCUCCUGCAAAGUCCGCAUCACUUUACCUCCAGGCAGCACCUGGACCUCAGGCCCACAUUGGCAUGAAAAGCGCGUCGAAUACUUCCGCGUCGUGCAAGGCGCCGCCUGGUUCACCCUAAACGGGGAAUACAAAGUCUAUCGGCCGUCGGAUGGCAACGUGCCGAUCCCAUUAUUCACGGUCCAUGAAUGGGGUCGAGCUCCCGAGCAAGAAGAGGGGGAUUUAAUUGUCGAUGAGUGGACGGCGCCGGCGGAUUCGUUCAAGAUUGCGUUCUUCCGUAACUUGAAUAGUGUCAUUCUGGAUGAGACGAGUGAUGGGAAGACACCGCCGAGAAGUGAGUGGUGGUUGACGCUGCAGCUGUGGGUGAUUUGCCAUGGCUUGGAUAAUUGGCCCGUGUUUUGUAGAGGGUUCUUUGGCGUGCAGUGGGUUGUUACGCAUGUGUUUUUGGGUUUGGUUGCGUUGGUGGGUUCGGCGGUCUGGGGGUUGAGGGCUGCUUAUGAUGAGUAUACGGCACAGGGGAUUAAGGAGGUUAUUCGAGCUGCUAAGGAGGGGAAGAGGGUGAAGAGAAGAGGUGUUGAUUGAUUGAUUGAGUGCAAGUUGUUUUGUGUAUAGUGUUUGCCACGUCAGGGUUGGAUGUGGGUUGAACGUUAGGCUGCCUGCAUGAUAUGUGAUACUCUCGUUGCCAAGUAUGCAG